GGUCUCCUGGCUGUCACAGUAGGGACGUUCUUUUUUUGUUACUGAAUAUACGUUUCUGAGGGGAUGACCAGUGAGUACCCGCACGUUUAAUAGCUUUCCUGCUGGCCUGCAUUGCGAAGUUACGGUCUGGUGCGUAUGAAACCAGGCUAUGUCCACAAUGGUGUAUCCUCGUGAAGAAGCCCUGGAGCGACUGAGCCAGGAUGAGAUCGUCCUCAACACCAAGGCCGUCAUGCAGGGCCUGGAGACGCUGCGCGGCGAACACGCCCAGAUCCUCAACUCGCUGCUGGACUGCGCCCAGCCCCCUGCUGCUCAGGAGAAAUCCGGCCUGCUGCGUAAGAGUCUGGAGGCCAUCGAGCUGGGCCUGGGAGAGGCACAGGUGAUCAUCGCCCUGUCGAGCCACCUGAGCGCCGUGGAGUCGGAGAAGCAGAAGCUGCGCGCUCAGGUGCGUCGGCUCUGCCAGGAGAACCAGUGGCUGCGGGACGAGCUGGCGGGAACGCAGCACAAACUGCAGCGCAGCGAGCAGAGCGUGGCGCAGCUGGAGGAGGAGAAGAAGCACCUGGAGUUCAUGAACCAGAUCAAGAAGUUCGACGACGACGUGUCGCCGUCAGAUGAGAAGAACCAGAGCUCCGGCGGCGGCGGGGGAGGAAGUGGAGGGGACACCUCAAAGGACAGUCUGGAUGACUUGUUCCCCAACGAUGACGACCAGGGGCCAGCCCAGCCCAGCGGAGAGGUGGCAGCUCAGCAGGGGGGCUACGAGAUCCCGGCUCGCCUCAGGACGCUGCACAACCUGGUGAUCCAGUACGCCUCUCAGGGCCGCUACGAGGUGGCCGUGCCACUCUGCAAACAGGCUCUGGAGGAUCUGGAGAAAACUUCCGGACACGACCACCCAGACGUCGCCACCAUGCUCAACAUCCUGGCUCUGGUGUACAGGGAUCAGAACAAGUACAAAGAGGCGGCUCACCUGCUGAACGACGCGCUCGCCAUCAGAGAGAAGACACUUGGGAAGGAUCACCCCGCUGUGGCCGCCACCCUCAACAACCUGGCCGUCCUGUACGGAAAGAGAGGGAAAUACAAGGAGGCCGAACCUCUGUGCAAGAGAGCGCUGGAGAUCAGAGAGAAGGUGUUGGGGAAGUACCAUCCAGAUGUAGCCAAGCAGCUGAACAACCUGGCACUGCUGUGUCAGAACCAGGGGAAGUACAACGAGGUGGAGUACUACUACAGACGGGCCCUGGAGAUCUACGAGUCCAAACUGGGAGCCGACGACCCCAACGUGGCCAAGACCAAAAAUAACCUGGCGACGUGCUACCUGAAGCAGGGGAAGUUCAAAGAUGCCGAAGCCCUGUACAAAGAGAUCCUGACCAGAGCACACGAGAAGGAGUUUGGAUCCGUCAACAACGACAACAAACCAAUCUGGAUGCACGCAGAGGAGAGAGAGGAGAGCAAGGGUAAACGCAAGGACUCUGGCCCGUAUGUAGAGUAUGGCAGCUGGUACAAGGCCUGCAAGGUGGACAGCCCCACAGUGAACACCACCCUGAAAAGCUUGGGGGCUCUGUACCGUCGUCAGGGCAAACUGGAGGCGGCAGAAACUCUGGAAGAGUGCGCCAGCAAGACCCGUAAACAGGGUAUUGACGCCAUCAACCAGAGUAAGGUGGUGGAGCUGCUGAAGGACGGGGGGGCCGGAGGGGGGGACAGACGACAAAGCAGGGAGGGAAUCAACGGGCCGGGGGGCCAGCGGGGGGAGAACGAGGGCGACGACUCCGCUGAGUGGAACGGGGUCAGUGAUGGAAACGGGGCCCUGCGGCGCAGCGGCUCCUUCGGGAAGAUCCGUGACGCCCUGAGGAGGAGCAGCGAGAUGCUGGUGAAGAAGCUGCAGGGGAGCGGACCGCAGGAGCCACGUAACCCAGGAAUGAAGAGAGCAAGCUCCCUCAACUUCCUCAACAAGAGCACUGAGGAGACCACACAGGACGCCACCCCCGGCCUCUCGGACUGCAGGGGACUCAGCGCCAGCAACGUGGACCUAUCCAGACGCAGCUCCCUGAUAGGCUAGACCAAGAGAGGAGGCGGGACUGAGGAGAGGCUGUUUGCAGCUCGGUUUGAUCAAAACAAACACACUCUAAAGCGAGAUCAAACACUCGCACCUGCAGCAUAUUUUUUAAAGAACACUGAGAGAGAAAACAAAGCUUCACCACACUUAGCGUCCUCCUGUAAGAGCCGGGCGCCGCUUCGCUGUACAAACCGCCGCCAUCCGUCACUAAAGAGAAUAUUUAGAUACACAUUAAUCAGCAUGCUGCUUACUAGAACAUGGAAUGUCUGCACCUGAACACCUCGUGUUUUAGCACCGUAGCGUAUAUCCACAUCGUGAUGAGUCCCGUUUUUAGUGUGCAGACACUCGACCUAGGCUAAAUGUACCCCGGUUUCCGUUCAGAGGAGCGUCUGCACUCUGCGUAUCUCACCUGUAGCAUGAAGUAUCUCCUGACUGCUAACCACCCAUCCAAUGCAUAUCAAACGGUAAAAAUGGUACGAUCCGCUUUGAUUUAACCAGGAUAGCAGAGGUAUUUGAGAAGAAUACCAGCAAUCUUUGGGGAUUUUCAAAAUUAGCACUAACCAUUUAAACCUCACUUUUUUGCCUUUCUUGUUUUUUUAUGUAUAUACAGUUUUAAAUUAUUUGUUCUUUCCUUGUAAAUAGUGCACUUUUUGUUUUGGUUUACAAUUGGGUCUAAGAAAAUACUUGUUAUCUAAAGGGGAGGACUGGAAAACACAGAAAUAUGAACAGUUCCUAAACGCUGAUUCGUUGAGUACCUCGUCACUGAAUUCUGCUGACUCAUGGUUUCAGUGUGCUGUCAUAAUGCACUUUGAGCCUCUACAGCGCCCUCUGCUGGCCGUGCUUAUAACGAAGGAGGAAUUAUCUUGAGGGUCAUUCUUUAAACGUUGAUAUAAAAGGGUCAGAAAGUUCUUUUUGAAUUAAAUAACGCCUCCUAAAUACUACCUACUGAACAAAAUAAAACACUGAAAUCAUUUCUUUCAGGUACCGUGUCCUCACAAACACUUCCAGGCUUACAGCCAUAAGUCUGGAAGCUACUGAAGGAACAUAUUUAUUUAAAUAUCAUUUGUUUACAAUCAUGAUCCAGGAUAUUAAAGCGUAAUCAAUUUAAGAAUAUGGGUUCCUAUCUUAUCAAAGCUGGUGCAGUGCAUCGACGACAUGUUUACUCUCAUUUAUUCCUCUUGUGUUCAUGUGGCUGAGUAUGUAUCAUUUUGUACGAAACAAUCCUCAGUGCGCUUUAAUGCUGACCCGGAUGGAUUUCCUCAGUCGUAAUCAAACACUCGCAGAAGUCCGACUUUUGAACAUCCCUUCUCCAUGCUGUUUGUUUCCUGUUGUUGGUCUGAGCUUUUCUGCUAAAGGUAGUGAUCAUUUGAAUGUUCAUUAACCUGUUGAUUGUGGGAUCCGGUGGCUUUCACACUGGAUGUUCGUGCUGCGCUGUUUCCACCAAAAUAAGACCAAUACCAAGAGAACUGUCCACAGAAUGUACACGUCUUUCCAUGUGAAGUUUAUUUAAGCUGGGCGAGUCGUGAGAACUAUUUCUUUGCUUUAUUUGUACGGGUUUACUCGUUAAAAAUGUCCUGACAAUCUGAGUUUGAUUUCUAAGACGGGUCGAUGCCGGACUGUUGCAUUUUGUCCACGACGGUGCAUGCACACCAUCGCCAAAUCCCCCAAACAACCCGACACCGCCUUUCUUAAAAAUCACCUUUUGAUGACGUCACGUUACCGACUUUAAAAUAAAAAGUGCUUUUGUUCUGCCAGCUUCUGAUUGUGCGCGGUGGUUUGGAUGUAGAAAUAAAUGCAUGAAGGAAAGAAGGCGUACAGUAAGUGUUGAGGCAGAAAAAAGAAAUGAUGGUAUGGAAAGACGUCGUGGGAGGAGAAGUGCUUUAAGUGUCGUCGCAGCAAAUAAUGUACAGAACUGUCCUUUUAUAUGUUCACAUCUUCCUUCAGUCACACACACGUAGCUGUGUACAGAAUUAGUGCAACACUCAUUUGUGGUUUCCAGAAACUCUUGUAGGAGUAGCCUGACUGUAACACAAUCCUCUCCUGUCACUUCUCCACCUCUGGGUUGGUUCGGGGGUCUGUUAUUCAACUCUGUAUUAAUCGCUUCAUAAAUAUUAAGCACAAUAAAAACAGCCGAGAUCUAAAAUCUAAAAGUUUAAUGGUUGUAAAUGUUCGGAAAGAUUUUGAUCCAAAGAUGAAUCUCUAAUGUAAUAUUUAUGGAGUUUUUAGUCUGAGAAAUGUUAAUGAACGAUGGUCAUGUGAAUGUGUUGUGAAGGGGGCCAACCCAAAAUGUAUUUUAUCAAAAGGUUCAAUAAAUACAAACUCCACUUUUCAAACUGA
Eleginops maclovinus (Patagonian blennie) is the source of this 4381-nucleotide messenger RNA. It is a transcript of the gene klc2, whose product is annotated as kinesin light chain 2. Gene Ontology annotation, biological process: microtubule-based movement. Bases 149 to 2047 code for a protein of 632 amino acids. Gene Ontology annotation, cellular component: kinesin complex; cytoplasm. NCBI's taxonomy places the organism in Eukaryota, Metazoa, Chordata, Actinopteri, Perciformes, Eleginopidae. The transcript has 14 exons. The record is from RefSeq and is a predicted model, not a curated record. Gene Ontology annotation, molecular function: kinesin binding.